Molecule: messenger RNA, 1782 nt
Organism: Solanum pennellii
Lineage: Eukaryota; Viridiplantae; Streptophyta; Magnoliopsida; Solanales; Solanaceae
Exons: 3
Coding region: 267-1520 (417 amino acids)
Source: RefSeq, a predicted model, not a curated record
AAAACAUUCUGGUAUUCCAUUAAAGCCCAUAUGAUAAUGACAAAAUAUUUUUGAAAACUGUGUCAUGCAAUUAUUAUGGGAAUAAAAGUGAAGGUAAAAUCAAUAACAUUGGAAGGACAAUUGUUUUAUAGACACGUGUAACAUGUUUCUUGGCUGCAGAAUGCUCUUGCAGUGGUGAGUACUCUGCAGAAUCAUUUUUAGCAAGCUCAUCAGUAGCUGCUUGUUGCUUGUGUGAGAGAGAAAAAGAUUUCAAUUUUGAAGAGAAAAUGGGGAAGAGAAGGAGACCAAGAAUAGAUGAAGAUCAAAAAGAUACAAGUGUUGAAGGAGCCACCCCUUUUCAAGAAUCUCAACAACAGCAAGAAGCAGUGGCUUCUCGAAGGAGUGGAAGACUGUUGAGGAUGAAACAAGAACCCCAACAAGCUCUUCUAUUGCCACCUCCAGGUUUUGCGCCAUCGGAUGCUUCACCUUCCCAUCCCAGGUAUCAAACUCGUAAGUCUUUGAGGGCAAUCCUUGGUCGGUGUGAGUCUAUUACUACAACACCAAGGUCUCCAAUUCGCCAUGUUAAGGCGUCACAUCCUUUAUGUGCUACUUCUGACUUACCUGCUCAUCUUACUACUGGAAGUUCUAAAGCAAUAAAAGAAAAGUUUGAUGACUUAGUGCCCGCAGAACUUGAACAUCAAUCUAUUCUAACUAACUGUGGUGUCUUGGGUGUGGAAAAUCAGAAACAAGGGCAACACGCUCAAACACCACCUUUCCCUGAAGUUGUAGUUGAGAACAAUGCAAUAGUUAGUAAGGCUGAUAUGGUGUUAAAUGCUAAUGGCACAGAAGCGGAAACCAGAAAUAACCAGAGUGGUGUGCUUCCAGCGAAAUCCACGAGUCUUAAUCUCACAAAGAUAGCUGCACUAAUGAAUGAUUAUCCUUCUGAUGCUGAUGAGGUUGAAUCAAGACCUGGUCACAUGUCAGUCAUGGUGGAUAGGUAUAGAGUUAAGGAGGAAGCAGCACCUGUCCUCCAGAAGAUCUUCCUUAAGUACGGAGAUAUUGCAAUGAAUAGCUCUUUCUCUUCUGUGAGUUUCUCUUCAUCACUCUUGGAGCUGGUUUGCGACGUCUACAAGAAAUUGGAGGAAACAGAUUUCUUUAGUAUAACUUCCAAGGAGAUUCAGUCCAUGCUUGCUGAAGUUAGAGAUCUUGAGGAUGCCAAAAUAGAUGUUGGGUGGCUCAGUCAAAGGUUAAAUGAUGUCUCUCAGGCCAAGCAACUUCUACAGAACAGCUGCAAACUGAAGGAGGUAAAAACCAGGAACCUUGUAGUGAUGGAGACAAACAAGAAAGAACUGGAAGGAUUGAAGGAAGAGUUGGCUGCUUGCAUUGCAACAUGCCGCGUUUUGCAACAAAGAAUCCACAAUAAAGAGGAUGAGUUCGGCAUUGCACGUUCUGAGAACGAAAAGAUCAUGCAGAACUUUGCAGCUUUGAAGUCCAAGGUGAACAGUUUCCUGAAGAAGUCCUUGGUCCAUGACCUUCUCUGAGCAGCCUGGUGUUUGUAGUUAUUCCGUCUUGGAUAGGACCAUAUGAAUGAUCUUUUUCACUAAGUUUUAAUCCCCAAUUAGUUCUGUUAUCCCAUAUUAUACAAAUUGUUAUGUUCAACCAUAUGAAUCAUUGGCCCUUAACUGCAUAUGAGUUGCAGAAGCCCUGAAACAGAAUUUGCUACUGCAGAAUGGAAUGAACAGAGAUGCAGAAACUUUAUUAGCAGCUUUAUUGCAAUUCAAUUAAGAGAACUAAUGUUAAUUA